UCCGUGCUGCGUGUUUUGUUGGUAAAAAAAUUCUACCGAACGACCGGGAUCGUGUAAACAAAUGAAGAAUUCGUCCUAAAUUAUAAAUACCAUCUACUCGUUAACCGCCUUGGCCAAAACUUCCCGUAAGCCCAAUGGAGCGCAACCACAAAGAGGACCAAUCCAACGAAAUCGAGGCCUUGGAUUCGAUUUACUGCGGCGAACUGGAAGUGCUGGAAACAGAACCGCACAAGUUCCGAUUGCCAAUCGCGACCACCGAAUAUGAUCAGGAGGUCGAAACCGAGGGCCUUUCGUGCAAGCUGCUGUUUACCUACACAGAAAAAUAUCCCGACACGGCGCCGCUGGUAGAAAUUGAGGAACCAACCAACUUCCAGGAGAACUACGAGGAAGAACUGCUAGAGCACAUUCACAAGACGAUAGAGGAAAACAUCGGCAUAGAAAUGAUCUUUUCCCUGGUGUCGUCCGCCCAAGAGUGGCUCAAUGUAAAAUACGACGAGCUGAAACAUGCGGCCGAAAAUGCGAAGGAGGAAGAGAAGAAAAAACGGGAGGAGGAAGAGAUGAAAAAGUUUGAAGGUACGCGAGUCUCGGUCGAAACAUUUAUGGCGUGGAAAACAAAGUUCGAACUUGACAUGGGCAUCACGGAGCGGAAGGAAAAGAUUGCCGCCGAAUGCCGUAAGCUAACGGGCCGAGAGCUGUUCCUGAACGACAACACGCUGAACGAGUCCGAUCUCAAGUUCCUGAUGGAUGCCGGGGAAUCGAUCGAAAGUGUGCGCAUCGAUGAGUCGCUGUUUCAAAACAUCGACGAUCUUGAUCUGGACUCCGAUACGGACGAUGAGGAUUACGUACCAGAGUAGUGCGUCCCAGCGUUCUGGGGUUCUGGUAUUGCUUGUUGCUUGAAAAGACUGGAAGAGCGAAAUACACAUUGAAAGUUGAUCUUUAUGAGAUUUGA
Messenger RNA from Anopheles coustani, 949 nucleotides. Its product is annotated as RWD domain-containing protein 1. Gene Ontology annotation, biological process: cytoplasmic translation. The record is from RefSeq and is a predicted model, not a curated record. The transcript has a single exon. NCBI's taxonomy places the organism in Eukaryota, Metazoa, Arthropoda, Insecta, Diptera, Culicidae. Bases 135 to 854 code for a protein of 239 amino acids. Gene Ontology annotation, molecular function: protein binding.